Molecule: messenger RNA, 1321 nt
Organism: Stylophora pistillata
Lineage: Eukaryota; Metazoa; Cnidaria; Anthozoa; Scleractinia; Pocilloporidae
Product: discoidin domain-containing receptor 2
Cellular component (GO): extracellular region
Molecular function (GO): calcium ion binding
Source: RefSeq, a predicted model, not a curated record
CCGUUUUCCUAGCUGCGCCAACGGCGGGAUGUGUCUGAGCCAAACCUUAAAACACCAGACCAUAGCCCUGCAGAGAUCAAAAAGCCUUUUACAAGAACAGUCCACGAAAUGUUCAGGAUUACUUUCGCCUUAGUCCUUGCGACUACCUUUCAUUCCUCCUUGAGCCUUUCACGCCGAGCUCAAGAUGUUGUGUUAAACAAGAAAGAGGCUAAUUCAUUUUACAAACGCUUUUGGGACGAUGACAUCGACGAGGAAUGCUACGGAGAGAAAUCGUGCAGCUUUGAAGAAGUCGUCGAAAAGUACGGUCAUUCGGAACAGUCGUAUGAAUACUGGAACACGUAUCAUUGUAACACCUCUAAUCGGCGCUGUAAGGACGUCGCUUGCCGUGGUUAUCCAAUCGGAAUGGAGAGUGGAAAGAUCCCGGAUGAAAACGUCUUAGCUUCUUCGUGGCAGAAGCCUUUCCAUGCCUACCUACCGCAGAAAGGUCGUCUACACAAAGAUGACGGCGCGUGGUGUCCUAACACGCUUGGAGAAGUUGGCAAGGGGUAUUACCUUCAGGUGGAGUUUCCAGCUCGAUACAACAUCUGUGCAGUGGCUACUCAAGGUUCGCCCCUGCAUAAUACAGACUGGGUGAAAAAGUAUCGGCUCCAGUACUCCAUGGACGGGCAGAACUUCACCUUUUACACCGAAAAUGGGAAAGUAAAGGAGUUUUCUGGAAACACGAACGCCAAUGAAAUGGUAAAGAAUGAUUUAAGCCGACCAGUCACAGCGCACUUCAUUCGCUUUAUCCCAGUUGAGUGGAACUACAAGCCUUGUAUGCGUGUUGAGGUCUAUGGUGCAGCCAUCGCCUGUCCUUGGAAAACAAAGAACGACAAGUGCUGCGUGUUUCCAUUCACGUACAAAGGAAAGAAGUACUACAAGUGCAUCAUAGACUGGGUCUGGAUGCCAUGGUGCGCAACAACGUCGAACUUCGACAAAGACAAUGAGUGGGAGAACUGCCUUCCAAAAAGCAAGCAAUAAGAGGAGCCAUCACUUAUCUUCAGUGAAACGGGAACAUCAAGUAGUGAUAUAGCAAUACAGAAAAUAAAGAGACUGUUGAAGUGAUUCUUGAUAACCAUUAAUUUAGUGAAAAAAUUUUCCUAUCGGCUCAUUAACAACACCUUUGAUCAUUAAAUACAACUUUCCAGAGUGCAAUACCUAAUUUAUCAAAUAGCCCUGCAACUAAUGUUUCCCAUUCCAAACCGACAAAUGUGGGUUGGAGGAAUUCAAUUUGAAACGGGCUUCUCUUCGUGUUGCAAAGACGUUUACAUAAAAGCAUGUA